Molecule: messenger RNA, 928 nt
Organism: Sinocyclocheilus anshuiensis
Lineage: Eukaryota; Metazoa; Chordata; Actinopteri; Cypriniformes; Cyprinidae
Product: transmembrane gamma-carboxyglutamic acid protein 4-like
Exons: 7
Coding region: 173-817 (214 amino acids)
Cellular component (GO): plasma membrane; extracellular region
Molecular function (GO): calcium ion binding
Source: RefSeq, a predicted model, not a curated record
GGUGUUGCUCAACUCAACAGAUUUUGUGUUGUGAACAGAAACUCCCAUUUCCUGGAACACAACAAAUGGCAUUUCGUCCAAACCAUGAAUGUCUUCAGGUGCUCUCUGGAAAUUAAGUAAAGUUGAACUCUUAACUCUGGAAAUAUAAACUAAUAUUCAAAGUUGACUAGAAAUGCUUAUAUUUGUCCUCCUGCUGUGUCAUUUCACUUUAUGUGGACACUGUGCUUGUGUGAGAAAACCCCUUCAAAUACCAGCAGAUCAAGACAGUAAAGUGUUUGUUGUGGACCAAGAGGCCAACACAUUUUUAGGACGCCACCUGUUGUUCAACCGCUUCGACUUUGAGAUCUUCACCCCGGGUAAUCUAGAACGGGAGUGCUACGAGGAGAUAUGCAGUUACGAGGAAGCUCGGGAAGUCUUUGAGAAUAUCCCUGAUACAAAUGCCUUUUGGAGGACAUAUACAGAGGAUAAGGGUGAAUCCCAAUCAAAAGUUGAUGUAACAACAUUGCUGGUGGGCAUUAUCUCCGCCGGAGUCUUUAUUGUUAUAGUUGGCCUCGUUAUCUGGUACUUCUGCCAGGGGAGGAAUAAAGACCAUGGCUUCCGGGGCUCCAUCAGACGCCGAUCCACCCGAAGCAAUGCCUCUGUGAUAAUCCGGAGACUGGAGGAGGUCUCUCUGCAUCCUAUUCCUCACACAGGCUCAGAUUCCAGCCCAGAUGCUCAUGGUUUACCUUCUUAUGAACAGGCCAUUGCCAUCAAUGGACCACAUGAUGCCCCACCUCCGCCAUAUCCUGGUUCCAAGCCAGGCAGCAUCCGACGAUAACUAUAUCAUCAUUUGCCAAACUCAAUCAGGAUGGACUAAACCAAUUGUUUUUUUGUUUGGUUGGGUUUUUUUUGUUUUUUUGACUAUGAAUUGAAAAUGUGUUAAACCAAA